Messenger RNA from Geodia barretti, 975 nucleotides. The record is from the annotation of a GenBank genome assembly. Lineage: Eukaryota; Metazoa; Porifera; Demospongiae; Tetractinellida; Geodiidae.
AUGCUCAACAAUCUCCUCGGCUACUUCAUGGUGUGGGGCUACGACUACACCGUCGAGCUUGUGGAGAUGGAGCAGGCCGACUACCGGGAUGCCAUCGAAAAGGGAGAGGUGGACCUCGUGCUCCACGUCGACACCGCCGACGCGGAUACGGCCACGUGGUUGAGCACUGUAGUCGAGAGCGGAACGGUGAUGGAGGGCGGCAAGCCGAUCGCGGCUAGCAAGAGCGUUAGGAUCGCCGUACAUCCCACCAUGUCGGAACGGGCGCCGGACCUGCGAGUCGAGGAACCGGAGCGGCUGAAGGGGUGCUUUUUCCCGGUCAAAGGGCACGGGCCAGUGGGUGAGCAUGUUGUGGUGGAAGGCGCGGUGUACGACGAGGACGGCCAGCUGCUCACAGGCUCGCUGCUCGACUACGCGAUGCCACGGGCAGACAACUUCCCCGAUAUCGAGGUCCUGUCCACGACGACCGCGUCGCCGCACCACCCGCUUGGGGUGAAGGGCAUCGGCGAGGCGGGGACCAUCGCCUCGACCGCGGCGGUGUACAACGCGGCCAUGGACGUGCUGAGGCCUAUGGGCGUCAACACCAUAGACAUGCCGCUGACGCCGGCAAAGGUCUGGCAGGCGAUCAACCAAGCAAGCACAGAACGGAGGCCUGAUCCGCUGAUGAAGCUCCGGCUGGCCUCUCCGGCGCUGCUGGUAGACAUCGGCCACCUGGGAGAGCUCAGCAGCGGAGUGACCUGCAGCGACGGGACGAUCACGAUUAUCGCGCUGACGACCCACGCCACCAUCGCCUCGUCGGACAUCCUGAGAAGCGACUGUCCGAUGCUGGCCGAGGCGGCGGGCAUGAUCGGGGACCCGCCGCUUUACAACGCAGACUCGCGGCCACGAGUGGGGGCAACCGUCGCCCACUCCGACCCUGGCCUCCGACCUGCCGACGCGUAUGGCUCGCGGCGCUUGGCCGCGAGCAUCCCAUCGUAG